Messenger RNA from Diospyros lotus (date-plum), 734 nucleotides. Its product is annotated as glutaredoxin. The transcript has 4 exons. NCBI's taxonomy places the organism in Eukaryota, Viridiplantae, Streptophyta, Magnoliopsida, Ericales, Ebenaceae. Gene Ontology annotation, cellular component: cytoplasm. The record is from RefSeq and is a predicted model, not a curated record. Gene Ontology annotation, biological process: cellular response to oxidative stress. The coding region runs from base 219 to 587 and encodes 122 amino acids. Gene Ontology annotation, molecular function: glutathione disulfide oxidoreductase activity.
AGAAUAAAGGACGAAUAUCGUAUCCACACUUGGGAGUUGCGUACAAUUGCAUUGAAAGCGGAAGGGGAAGAAUAGCAUAAUCUGGUGGUGGCCGGCCCGCCGGCCGCUUUACCCUUUUGUUUGAUUUACACACACACACACACAGAUAUAUAUAUAUUGCAGUCUUCUGUCUCCCGGACAAGAAGAAGAAAGAAGGAGGAGGAAGAAGAGCUACAGCUAUGGGUUCGGUGUUGGGUUCGAGCUCAAAGACCAAAGGGGAAACGCAAACGGCUACGGGUAUGUCCAAGGUCCAGGGCAUCGUUGUCUCUACCCCAGUCGUCGUCUUCAGUAAAACUUACUGUGCUUAUAGCAAGAAGGUCAAGCAAGUGCUCUCCGAGCUAGGCGCUAGUUAUAAGGCCAUUGAAUUGGACAAGGAAAGUGAUGGAAGCGAAAUGCAAUCUGCUCUAGCAGAGUGGACUGGGCAGAAGACUGUGCCCAACGUCUUCAUCGGUGGAAAACACAUUGGUGGCUGUGACAUGGUUUUGGAGAAGCAAAAAGGAGGUCAGCUCGUUCCCCUUCUCACCGAUGCUGGUGCUAUCAGGAAAUAGCUCCGUUUGAUAUAAGAAACAAGGUCUUGUGCACAUGAACUGAAUAUGAAGUUCACAACCUAUGCUACAUAUGCAGUGUAUAAAUUGUGUAAGAAGUUGAUUAAGUGAUGGUGGUGAUUUGAAACUUUAAACAUAUGAUUUGAUUUU